CCGGAACCAGAUGGAGCCUCGCUCGAUGCAGCUACUGCCCACCCUGCUGCUGCUUCUGGACGACGCCUGCCUCCACUCGGCGACGGCUUCACGGAGCGGGGUCAGCGGACCCAAAGUCACCGAGAAGGUGUUUUUUGACAUCACAGUGGCGGGUCACGAGGUGGGCCGCAUCGUCAUCGGCCUCUUCGGAGAGGUGGUCCCGCUCACUGUCAAUAAUUUGGUUGCUCUAGCAACUGGAGAGAAAGGCUAUGGCUACAAAGGCACAAAGUUCCACCGGGUCAUCAAAGACUUCAUGAUUCAAGGAGGAGACUUCACCGCUGGAGACGGAACUGGAGGUCACAGCAUCUAUGGGACAACGUUUCCGGACGAAAACUUCAAACUGAAGCACAGUUCAGCAGGAUGGGUAAGCAUGGCUAACGCCGGCGCAGACACCAAUGGCUCACAGUUCUUCAUCUUGGCCACCAAAGCACCCUGGCUGGAUGGGAAACACGUUUUUGGAAAAGUUCUGGACGGCAUGUCUGUGGUGCACACCAUCGAGCUCCAAGACACCAAUGACAGAAACCUGCCGUACGCCGAGUGCGUCGUAGUCAACAGCGGACGCAUCCUCGUCAAAGAACCCUUUAGCGUCGACGUAUGGUAG
Messenger RNA from Syngnathus acus (greater pipefish), 640 nucleotides. Its product is annotated as peptidyl-prolyl cis-trans isomerase C-like. Gene Ontology annotation, biological process: protein folding; protein peptidyl-prolyl isomerization. Gene Ontology annotation, cellular component: intracellular membrane-bounded organelle. Gene Ontology annotation, molecular function: peptidyl-prolyl cis-trans isomerase activity. The record is from RefSeq and is a predicted model, not a curated record. The coding region runs from base 11 to 640 and encodes 209 amino acids. Lineage: Eukaryota; Metazoa; Chordata; Actinopteri; Syngnathiformes; Syngnathidae. The transcript has a single exon.